Molecule: messenger RNA, 2092 nt
Organism: Salmo salar (Atlantic salmon)
Lineage: Eukaryota; Metazoa; Chordata; Actinopteri; Salmoniformes; Salmonidae
Source: RefSeq, a predicted model, not a curated record
UGCCAGUGUGACGUCUAAUGUAGAGGACGGGACACUUCUUCAACAGGAACAACAGUUAGUCGGCCACCUCCGUAGCCGAAAACAUUAAAUGUUUUUAGGCUGUUUUGAUGUACAUUAGUCACUGUGUUUUAAACAUACUUCUGUUUUGUCUACUUGCUGGUCCAUUUAAUGUAUUAUUUACGUUGUUUAUCAGGUAGCUGGCUUGCCAAAUUAGUUGUGCACUACGCUAAUCGCUAAUGCUAAGUAGCUAGCUAGCUAACAUCCCCGGCCAUGAGUUCACUAAACUACUCCACUCCUGCUAAAGAAGAGGAGGCUCUCACAGUUAAACAAGAAGUAGAAGAUGAGGCUUUUACAGUGAAAGAAGAAGAGAAAGAAGUUACAGUGAAAGAAGCUUUCGAAGUGAAAGAGGAGGGGGAGAUUACUUUCACGUUGAAAGAAGAGGAAGGCGAGGAAGAGGAGACGGGAGAUCUGGGUAAAACCAGAGAGCGACCAGACUCUCACUCUGACAGCGGGGAGAGUCAUUCAGGGGAACCAGACCCAGAGACAUCCAAAUCAGCGAGACCUCACCACUGCUCCCAGUGUGGAAAAAGUUUUAUCCGAUCACAGCAACUGAAAUCACACAAGAGAACACACACAGGAGAAAAGCCUUACCACUGUUCCCAGUGUGGAAAGUGUUUUACUCGGUUAGAUUACCUGAAAAGUCAUAAGCAAAUACACUCUGGAGAGAAGCCUUACUCCUGUUCCCAUUGUGGAAAAAGUAUUAGGUGGUUAGGGACUCUGAAAUCGCAUGAGCGAAUGCACACACAAAAAAAGCUCUAUCAAUGUUCCUUGUGUGGAAAGCGGUUUACCCAGUUAGAAGCCCUGAUUAUGCAUGACAGGACACACACAGGAGGGGAUAAGACCUACCACUGCUCCCAGUGUGGAAAGAGAUUUAAUUGGUUAAGGCACCUGAAUAAGCAUGAAAGAAUACAUACACAGGAGGAGAAGACAUACCACUGCUCUCAUUGUGGAAAGGCAUUUUCCCAGUUAGAGGACCUGAAAUCACAUGAGAAAAUAGAGAGGUUGUGUUCUGACUUGUGUUUUUGACCUAUAAUUUGUGUUUUUGUUUAAUCCUCAUGAAAUCAAAUUGUAAAUAUGAAACCAGAAUAAGGUUCCUGUUGUUUCGUUUAGAGACAUGAUCAUGUCUAAUAUCAGAUGUCUAUUGGGUUUUGAUGAUGAGCUUUGUUUGAUUUGAUACAAGUAUAAACCCUCUGUUGUUCGUCAUAUGCUUUUCAUAUUGCAAAAUGUACAUAAUUAUAUAAGUAUGUAGCCUUUCACAAGCCUUUAUUUAUUAUGGAUCCCUGUUACUCUUCCUGGGGUCCUGCAAAAUUAAGUCAGUUCUACAUUUUUAAAACAUCACAAUACAUUCAUAACAGAUUUCACAACAUAUUAAGAGUGUGCCCUCAGGCCUCUACUCUACUACCACAUAUCUACAACACAACAUCCAUGUGUACGUGUGUGUACAGAGCACCGACUUUCCCAGUUGUUUUAAACGUCCCAUUAUUCCACCAUGAGAAAACACAGAUUUGAUUAAUGCAACAUACUUUUCUGGAUUAAAAUAUUCAUAUCUUUCAACUGUGUUAGCCACUAGUGGACGUUCAUUAUAUACAUCUAUGUAUUGUUACACCAUGCAGGAGGAGUAAAGACCUAGUCUGUUCAUUUUAAUAUUAUCUGUUAGUCUACUUGAAUUAAUAUGAAAUUGCCUUAUGCACAGUUCAGAUGCUAAAUUUAUGGCGAUUUGAACUGAAUAGAAAAAUAACAACAGUAAACAUGUUGACCCCCAUGAAUGAUGCAGCGCCCCCUUUGGCCAAUCAGUGUAAUUUAGCAAAUGCCGGAUCUAUGGAAAAACUCAUCAUUCACCCAAGUUACGUCAAAGUUAGGCCAGUGGUCUCUGAGAUAUUUUUGGGGUUAGCUAGACUCAUAUCCCUGAGCAUGUGUGCCAAAUUUCAGCACUCUGAGUCAAACAGAUAAAGAGAUAUAAACAUGUGCCCAUUAUAGCACCACCGUGUAGUUGAUAUGAAUGUUCUUUAAUAUAUUGAGUCUUGACAGUGUC